GCCGAGGAUCCCAAGUUAGGUUGCUCUCUAUUUGCGCUCAUAAUUUAACACACAGCUUGUCGUUUUCAAUGACUACGCUAGCUAGCACCUCAAGUGGCCCAUCCACAUCCACCACGACCCCCUCGACAGACAAUCACGCUACUAUGCCAGCAGAACUGGAACAAACGCUUUCAAUGCUCUCUGCUCAUCGUUCCGUGUUGGGGUACAUCCUCCUAUCGCGUGGCGAGCAAGUGAGCAUUAUUCGACACUCGGGAGUGGUGUUCGAGGGUGACCAGGGGAAAAAGUACGCCGCUGUUAUCAGAGGCAUUGUUGAGAGUGUGCAGGCGGGACUUGAAGAAGUCAGUGGAGAAGAGAACGAAGGGGAUAGUAUAAGGUUUAUGAGAAUACGGACGAAGAGGCACGAGUUGAUGAUUUCGCCCGAUCAUCGAUAUCUAUUGGCAGUGCUUCACGAUCCAGCAAUAUAGUGAUGGAGUCUUGAAUUCAUUGCGUUCUCGUCAUGUUUCAUGUAGUCCUAGGAUUUCUUUUCUUCUGGAAUGAUUCAAUACUGACAGCAGUUGUGGGUGUCGAUGUGGUAUCAUGAUCAGAACACCCCCUUCUGGAUUGCAUAGCUGCGGUCCCAGGCUGGCAAGGUGCGAAGGCCACCUCAUGAAGUUUUGCAUGUGAAUAAGGAGUAACUGGCAGAUGAGUGAGAGCUCGGUUAGACUUUGCUAUUCAUUUACAGCACAACAGGGUCGCUCAAAGUUGGCGCUGACGCCGACGCCUACAGCUAAUUUUUGGCAGUCGCGCUGUGGGCGUAGGCGUAGGCGGCGGCAGCAGCCUUGAGUGGCCCUAUUAAUGGCUGUUGCUGUAAGUCGAUUCACACGCUGCUAAUGGGUCGAUCGACGAGGCCGAACGGGCGCAGCCUUGUAAGUUGACUGCUGGAAGUGAUGGCGCGUGAUAAUGAGAUGU
Messenger RNA from Pisolithus orientalis, 948 nucleotides. RefSeq lists its product as uncharacterized. Gene Ontology annotation, cellular component: cytoplasmic dynein complex; cytoplasm. Gene Ontology annotation, biological process: microtubule-based movement. The coding region runs from base 69 to 464 and encodes 131 amino acids. Gene Ontology annotation, molecular function: dynein intermediate chain binding. The transcript has 4 exons. Lineage: Eukaryota; Fungi; Basidiomycota; Agaricomycetes; Boletales; Pisolithaceae. The record is from RefSeq and is a predicted model, not a curated record.